Messenger RNA from Mycena indigotica, 1086 nucleotides. RefSeq lists its product as uncharacterized. The transcript has 4 exons. Bases 1 to 1086 code for a protein of 361 amino acids. The record is from RefSeq and is a predicted model, not a curated record. Lineage: Eukaryota; Fungi; Basidiomycota; Agaricomycetes; Agaricales; Mycenaceae.
AUGCACUGGCAGCAUACCUUGUUGGUAAUGGCUUUUGCAGUUUGGAUCCAAGGGUCAUCGGCAGAACUGCGGAGCCGCACCAUCGACGACACCAACGGGGACUCUGCAACUGGCGUCGUGCCUUUCUACUCCCCUGCAAACCAGUUCAGCCAAAACUCUAAUUGCUCUACUUGCCGUGUUGUUCUCGAUCCCUCCGAGGUUCACGAUGGCACGUGGCACGAUAGCUCACAGACCCCAAACGGACCCCCAGUCUCCAUCAGUCUGUCUUUCACUGGCGUUUCCCUCUCGAUAUUCUGCAUCCUUGCCAAUUUCAUCGACAAUCACACCAUUUCUCAAUCCUCUUUCGCCUUUUUUGUGGAUGGAAAUCCAUCCGGUACAUUCCUUCAUGUCCCAGACAAGUCCACCACGGAUUUCAUCUACGGUGCCAAUGUAUUCUCCGUCGACGGUCUCGAGCAAAGCGAGCAUACGGUUAUUCUCGCGACUAAUAGCGCUGCUGGGUCAUUACUUUUAUUCGAUUUCGCGAGCUACACCUUUGAUGACGGAUUCAACAUGAAAGUGACAAACUUCUCACCAUCGGAGCCCCACACAACCGCUGUCCUCAAAUCGAAACCAACAACUUCAGUAUCGGUCAACACUACAACAUCUGCUUCCCUUGCCCUCCCCCUGGCCUCCAGCCUGAGCGCUAGUUCAGCUACUAUGUCCAGCUCGGAAGCCCUACAGACAUCUUCUGCUCUUUCUUCACCAUCGCCAACUCCCUCUCUUCCUACCAAGAACGACAGCCCAACCCCCGAACUACCGAUGACUACUGCACACGUCUCAACGCAAAAAUACCAAAUCGUCACCGUCUUGAUAUCAGUUAUAAUAUCCUUCUUGGUUGCGGGUUGCAUCUGGUUGAUUUGCAGACGGUACCGGUUGCGGCAAAGGAUGCGACGGGAGUUGAGGCGGGUCAGCGUGUUCCGUUGGGCUCCGGCUAGCGACGGACAGGCCAACAGGCGUAAAUCCAGGUUCGGAGAGAAAGUGCCACCUACUCAAGGGCCAGAGACUGCUCGAUCUGAGCUGCCUCCCGAGUAUGUGUCUGAAGUCUAA